This is a messenger RNA of Gadus chalcogrammus (walleye pollock), 563 nucleotides long. It is a transcript of the gene rps16, whose product is annotated as ribosomal protein S16. Gene Ontology annotation, molecular function: RNA binding; structural constituent of ribosome. Gene Ontology annotation, cellular component: cytosolic small ribosomal subunit; ribosome. Gene Ontology annotation, biological process: translation; maturation of SSU-rRNA from tricistronic rRNA transcript (SSU-rRNA, 5.8S rRNA, LSU-rRNA). Bases 62 to 502 code for a protein of 146 amino acids. The record is from RefSeq and is a predicted model, not a curated record. The transcript is spliced from 6 exons. Lineage: Eukaryota; Metazoa; Chordata; Actinopteri; Gadiformes; Gadidae.
AUCUGCGGCCUGGGAAGCCCCUUUCGUUCUCUCUGUACGGCACCCCAGCUGAAGACGAAAGAUGGUGGCUAAAGGUCCUCUUCAAUCGGUGCAGGUCUUCGGACGCAAAAAAACUGCCACCGCAGUUGCUCACUGUAAGAGGGGUAAUGGUCUGAUCAAGGUGAACGGCAGACCCCUGGAGAUGAUCGAGCCCGCCACCCUCCAGUACAAGCUCCUGGAGCCUCUGCUGCUGCUGGGAAAGGAGCGCUUUGCCGGCGUUGACAUCAGAGUCCGCGUGAAGGGUGGUGGACACGUCGCUCAGAUCUACGCCAUCCGUCAGGCCAUCUCCAAAGCACUGGUCGCCUACUACCAGAAGUACGUGGACGAGGCCUCCAAGAAGGAGAUCAAGGACAUCCUGAUCCAGUACGACAGGACCCUGCUGGUUGCCGACCCCAGACGCUGCGAGUCCAAGAAGUUUGGUGGCCCUGGAGCCCGUGCCCGCUACCAGAAGUCCUACCGUUAAUCUCUGUGUACAUUUUCACAAUAAAUGUGGUAAAGAACUUCAGGCUCGACCAGUGAUUUUU